Messenger RNA from Rana temporaria (common frog), 3388 nucleotides. RefSeq names its product serine protease 35 (gene PRSS35). The record is from RefSeq and is a predicted model, not a curated record. NCBI's taxonomy places the organism in Eukaryota, Metazoa, Chordata, Amphibia, Anura, Ranidae. The transcript has 2 exons. Gene Ontology annotation, biological process: proteolysis. Bases 333 to 1604 code for a protein of 423 amino acids. Gene Ontology annotation, molecular function: serine-type endopeptidase activity.
GGCUGGUACCUCAUCCUCCCCUCCGCAUUUCCUCUGCUUUAUCCUCACAUGUCUUGUUCUGUCUUAUCCUGAAGAUUGCACAUGAAUGUGUUCCACCCCACUCUUUCAUUUUUAGCUCCCCCUCCCCUCUACCCCCUCCUCCACAUAGCCCUCCCCUCUCCUGUAUGAGUUGGAGGUGCUCAGAGUUGUGCUUCUACCUCUAAGAUUGGAUGACAUCUGUGCCAUACCUCGUGCAGAGGAGGAUUCCAUCCCUGAGCUGCAUUCAGUGGGAAUGAGGACCUGGACAGCUGGGAGAUCACCUAUUCUUAUCCAGUUCUAGAGUUCGGGGCAGAAUGGAUUGCCUGCAUCUAGUAUUCCUAUUUUUAUUGAUCUUAUUAUCCAACACCAGUAAAGCAGAUGAUUCCGAUCAGGAGGGCAUAACUUGGCACAACAAGGAAAUACCUCACAUAGUCACUUCAGAUGUUGUCCACCUAAGCAGCCCAAAAUUUGAAGCAGAACCAAAUCUAGAACUCCAUGGAACCUGUGGUAUUGAAUGCCAGAAGAAACUGCCACCACCUACUCUACAAGAUCUUGAAAACUAUUUGUCUUUUGAAAGUGUGUAUGACAAUGGUACACGUACCAUGACAAAAGUAAAUGUCCAAACCUGGUUUUCUGGAAGUCUCCAUCAGAGUAAUGUAUCAGCAAAACACAACAUGCGUAAAAAGCGACAAGUUUAUGGCACAGAUAGUAGGUUUAGUAUAUCAGACAAACAUUUUAUGACCAACUACCCCUUUAGUACUGCAGUUAAAUUAUCUUCUGGCUGCAGUGGUAUCCUUAUUUCACCAAAACAUGUUCUAACAGCUGCCCAUUGUGUACAUGAUGGUAAUGAUUAUGUUAAAAAUUCGAAAAAACUACGCGUUGGGAUUCUUAAGAUUAAGACAAAGAGGGAUGGCAAAAGAAAUAGAGGAUCAAAGAAAAACAAAGGAGAUACCUCUGAUGAUGCUAGUUCAACAAAGGAUGGUAAAAAACAAAGAAGAAAGUCCAUGCAAAAAAGGUCCGUAGCAGAUGUAGACCAAAAAUUCACAAGUUCUGGGAAAGAAAAAGGCUCCAUCCCUGGAAAGCCUUCCUUCCAGUGGACAAGAGUAAAAGCUAUUCAGAUUCCUAAUGGCUGGUUGAAGGAUGUAUCAAAAAACAUGACUCUUGACUAUGACUAUGCAGUUCUGGAAUUAAAGCGCAAGCAAAAGAAGACGUUUAUGGAGAUUGGAAUUAGUCCAGAAAUUGACAAGAUGUCAGGGAGCAGAGUACAUUUCUCAGGAUUUGAUGAUGACAGGGCUGGGCAGUUGGUAUAUCGGUUUUGCAGCGUUUCAGUGGAAUCAAAUGAUCUAUUUUAUCAGUAUUGUGAUGCAGAACCUGGCUCUAGCGGUUCUGGUAUUUACAUCCGUCUCAAAGAGCCAAAUAAGAAGAAGUGGAGCAGGAAAAUCAUUGCCAUCUAUUCUGGUCACCAGUGGGUGGACGUUGGCGGAGAACAGCAGGAUUACAAUGUUGCCAUCAGAAUUACUCCACUGAAGUAUGCACAGAUAUGUCUCUGGGUACAUGGAAACAAUGCUGAUUGUUCUCAAGGAUAAACUUUAGCUCAUGGUUGAAAACUCAGAGCCGCACAGAAAUAAAAGUCUUGGAGAAGGCCAUCCACUGCUUUAACAUGGGUCCAGGAGAUUUUUUAGAGGAAAGCACUUCAUGAAAAUGUGCAAGACUUUAUUAGAUAAAAUUGAUACACUGCUACCUACAUGUCAUCAGAUUUGGAUUUUGAAUGAAGUAUGCAAUCCCUACAUUGUAGGUUGUUCUGCUCUAUAUUUAUUGGAAGGCAAUCAACUACUCCACUUAAGACACGUGGUAUUCUCAGGACAGCUAUUCUUGUUACUGCAUUUCUUCACACAAUUUUAAAGAAGGUUUAUAAAGUUCACCCUAAACAAUUUGGCUUGUUCUGAGCUCAGCAGUUCUACAAAAGGAGUACAAAAACACAAAAAUAUAUUGUUUACAAGUAAGCAGGUUAUCAAAUUAUAGGAGCAGAGUAGGUGCACCAGUAUGCACAUAGCUGAUUGCCUUCUGCAGUUAGCCACAUAAAUAGGCCAUCGUUAUUGUACCUCUACUUACUGAAAUACUUAAACUCUGAAAAACCCUUCUUCUGUGCUUUAGUUUUACCAUUGCAUCUCGAAGCUCAAUAAGGUCAUCUGAUUCCUGUAAUAGUGGACACCAUAACCCCAUUGAGUUAAAAUAUUUAAAGUAUUACAUACUUUGUGGCAGAAGGAUGUUGGAAAGCUAAGCUUGGUGCUAUUAUAAAGUGAUUUCAUUAACUUCAAAUGAACUUCAAACUCUAGCUGGUAAAGAUCUGACAUAUUCACAAACACAAUUGAGUACAUUUUAAAGUAAAAAUAACAAGGAAACAGGCUUCUAUUAUUCAUUUGCUUGAAAACAAAGAUAUAUGUAGAAUUAAGCAAAUUGGAUGGACAAAUUCACCUAUGUUGUAUCUAUGUACAUCAUGCAUUUUGUGAUCAUUAGAGGGGAUACACAAACACAGGGAAUUAUUGUAUAAAUUAGAGAAGGAAAUCAGCCUUCGUGCUGAUCAUUUAGCUUCAAUAUAUUGGGAUUAAUUUACUAAAGGCAAAUAGACUAUUCACUUUGCAAGGGAAUUUGCCCCAGAGCUUAGUCAAUAUGGAGAAAUUUUCACUUGCAAAGAAUACCAACCAUUUGCAAGGAAAGUUUUAAAAAAAAACCUGCAUUUUUACUUGCACAUGAUUGGAUGAUGGAUGUCGGAAGAGCUUCACCUCACUCAAAGUGCAACUUCUUAUGCAAAGUGAACAGCCAAUUUGUCUUUAAUAAAUUGACCCUUUUGACCCAAAACUCGAGAUAAGUAUACAAAUAAGGACUUUUGAUUAUACACGGACUUCACUUAUCUGUAUACUUGUUCCAGUGCAGUGGCUCCAAAGUUUUUGAAACCAGUGGAUCGGCCUAAUAGUAAGGCAACAACCAUUUUCAGAAUGGGAUCAGCAGUAAAGUUUACCUUGCUAGAGUGUUUUUCAGUUUGUGUAAAUGUGUACAAAUACUUGAUGCAAUAUAACUAAACAGCAAUGCUUGCAAUAUUUACUAUGGAAACCAACUUUUACAGAAUUAAUGUGCACAAAAAUUGUACAGCUGUUGCUUAUGAGGACUCAUUUCCACUUGGGCAAUUUAAAAGCCAAUAAUGUCUAUGGGAACUUUUCACUUCUUGGUGCUGAUGCAUGUUUAGGAAAUAUUUGUAUAGUAUUGAGUUCAGUAAUACACAUUUUUUAGGUUUGCAGAAAUGCAUUGUUUAUAUUGUUUAUUUUCCGUGCAUCAGCACAAUGAAAAUCGAUUAAAAGUUUUUUUUACUUGA